UCCAUCUGCUUUAAAAGGAACAGGUUUGCUGCAAAAACGACACUAACCCAAACCAAACUCAAAUCAAUUUCUAUAGAUUCCCCUUCUCACCAUUGAUCUACUACUGCAAAGUUCACUCUCAACCCUCCCUCAGCUAGCCUUUUCAGGAGAUCGAACUGAUCAGUUGGGGAUUGAUCAUAUAUAGCACUCAUGUCUGCAAAUCGUAAGAGUAAAGACUAUACAGUUAUUAAUAUCGGCAAGAAAUGCAAGAAAUGCAUCUUCAGAGUUCCUAACGUGCUCCGGAGACAAAACUCAGAAGCAUAUACACCUGACGUUGUUUCAAUCGGACCUUUUCAUUAUCGAGAAAAGCGAGGUAAGGAGGAAGGUAAAGGUGGCAAAGAAGGCAAAGGCGAGGGAGAUUUCCAACUCGUGGAACGAGUGAAAGAGAGCUAUGUGAAAGAAAUUCUCUCAGAUAUGAAGAAUAUAACUUUGAAAGAGUUGACCGCAGAAGUCAUCAAGCUCUCAGAUCAAAAGAAUGAAGGCGCGUUUGAGCAACGCGCGCGCGAUUUUUAUGCAGAACCACUUGAUCAUAUUUCCUCUGAAGACUUCAUCGUGAUGAUGAUAGUUGACGGUUGCUUCCUAAUUCAACUGUUUCGGAAGUGUAACGAUCCGAAACUCAGGGCCUUUGAUGACCCAAUAUUCAACAUGGAUUGCAUGUUUCAUUUCCUAUGCCAUGACAUUUUGCUCCUAGAGAAUCAACUACCUUGGUUUGUUAUCCACAUUUUGUAUGACCUUACCCAUGAUAUAUACCCUGAUGAAGCUUCCCUCUCUACUGUCAUCAUGAAAGCGCUCAGCAUACUACCAUCACUGAAGCAAAGUUGCUCAUCUUAUAAUAAGCAUCUCCGCAGACACAAGCAUCAUUCUGAUAUUGAUUAUCUGCACAUACUUGAUCUGGUAAGAGCUUCCAUAGUUGUUCCAUUAAGGACCAUAGAAGAGAGAGCGCAUAAAGCAGCUGAAAACCCUGAAGAGCAUGGAGUGCACUCUGGGAACAAAGACAAGAGAGACAAUAUUAAAGUUGUUCAUGAAGCUAUCUUUGACCCAGAUCUACAUCAAAUUCGUACAGCAACCAAGCUCUCAAAGGCAGACAUCAAAUUCAGAAUGGUAAAAAAGGAGAGCAUAAUGGAUAUCCGAUUCGAGGAGGGUGGGUGGUUCUGCAAUGGGAUUCUUGAGAUUCCACAACUAAACGUUGGAAUGUCAUCGGAAACAUUAUUCAGGAACCUCAUUGCAAUUGAACAAUGCUACCAUGGUUAUUCAAACGAGAUAACAUCUUAUGCCAUCUUUAUGGAUAACCUCAUCUCUUCAAAGGAAGAUAUGGAAUUGCUUGGCAAGGAAAAAAUAAUAGGUAAUUGGAUGAGUGAUGAAGAUGGUUGUAAGUUUUUCAACAACCUUUACAAGGACAUCCCGCAUAACAAGUUCUACUAUGUUGAGCUGUGCAAAAAAUUGAAUGAUCGUUACAGAUUGAAACGGUAUACAUGGUUGGCUUUACUCAAGAUGGAAAAGUUUUCUAACCCCUGGAGAGCUUUGGCUUUUGGGGUAGCUAUUAUCGCUUUGACUCUCACCGCGUGGAGCUCGGCAAACAACAUUCGGGUUAACUGGAAUAAGUGAAGUUUACCAGCUAACUAGUUAUUCACAAUUGCACGCGCCUCACUUUCUUUGUGUGUGGUUGUUGUUGUUUUUGAGAUAUUUGAAUGUAACUCUUAAUAUAUGUCAUUUUAAUUACGUUGACGGUAA
Rosa chinensis is the source of this 1770-nucleotide messenger RNA. RefSeq names its product UPF0481 protein At3g47200. The record is from RefSeq and is a predicted model, not a curated record. The transcript is spliced from 2 exons. Bases 190 to 1644 code for a protein of 484 amino acids. NCBI's taxonomy places the organism in Eukaryota, Viridiplantae, Streptophyta, Magnoliopsida, Rosales, Rosaceae.